This is a messenger RNA of Pyrus x bretschneideri (Chinese white pear), 1433 nucleotides long. RefSeq names its product putative glucose-6-phosphate 1-epimerase. The coding region runs from base 72 to 1034 and encodes 320 amino acids. Gene Ontology annotation, molecular function: carbohydrate binding; isomerase activity. Gene Ontology annotation, biological process: carbohydrate metabolic process. NCBI's taxonomy places the organism in Eukaryota, Viridiplantae, Streptophyta, Magnoliopsida, Rosales, Rosaceae. The record is from RefSeq and is a predicted model, not a curated record. The transcript is spliced from 9 exons.
AAUAUUAUAUACGAGGGACGGAAGGAGGCAUAUAGUUACAAAAUUGCAGAGCGACAGAGAAAGCGAGAGAGAUGUCUUCCGGCGUCCGGGAGAGAGAGAGGGUGUUUGUGGAGCACUGUAAGGGCGCGAAUGGUCUUGACAAGGUUGUUCUCAGAGAGGUUCGAGGCUCCUCCGCGGAGGUAUAUUUGUAUGGGGGUCAAGUUACAUCAUGGAGAAAUGAAUAUGGGGAAGAUUUGCUUUUCGUUAGUAGCAAGGCUACUUAUAAGUCUCCUAAGGCUAUCCGUGGCGGAAUCCCAAUAUGUUUUCCUCAAUUUGGAAGUCAUGGUUCUCUUGAACAACAUGGAUUUGCAAGGAAUAGGCUUUGGAGUAUUGAUCACAAUCCCCCGCCUUUCCCAACAAACAGCGGUAACAAGGCUUUCAUUGAUUUAAUCCUCAAACCUUCUGAAGAGGAUGCAAAGAUCUGGCCUCAUAGAUAUGAAUUUCGCCUUAGGGUAACUUUGGGACCAGGAGGGGAUUUGAUGUUGACUUCUCGCAUCCGAAAUACAAACACUGAUGGAAAGUCGUUUACAUUCACAUUUGCCUAUCACACCUAUCUGGCUGUAACUGAUAUCAGUGAAGUGCGGGUAGAAGGACUGGAGACACGGGAUUAUCUGGAUAACCUGAAGAAUAGAGAGCGAUUUACUGAGCAAGGGGAUGCAAUAACAUUUGAGUCUGAGGUGGACAAAGUUUAUCUCAGCACGCCUACAAAAAUUGCUAUUCUGGACCAUGAAAGGAAGAGAACAUUUGUGUUACGGAAGGACGGGCUUCCAGAUGCUGUUGUCUGGAAUCCGUGGGAUAAGAAAGCAAAGGCAAUUACUGAUUUGGGGGAUGAUGAGUACAAGCAUAUGCUGUGUGUCCAGGCUGCUUGUGUGGAAAAGCCUAUUACUUUGAAACCUGGUGAAGAAUGGAGAGGAAGGCAGGAACUGUCUGCUGUCCCUUCCAGUUACUGCAGUGGACAACUUGACCCACGGAAGGUACUGCUAGGCGGUUCAUGAUGAGCUAUUUUGAUACAUCUAUUGUACAGGCAUUGCAGGCACAAUUUGCAUUCGAGGUUUGGCAUGAUUUUUCGGUUGGAUGGCAGAUUCAUUACAAAGCCGAAUCUGUCUACAAGGAGUUUCAUCGGAUAUUUGAUUAAUGCAAGAACACGAAGGUCAGUUAAAGAAAAUUUAGUUAAUUAUUUGUACAUCUAUAGGGACUCUCUACCAAAGAAACAAAGAGGAGAAAGCAGAAGGCAUUUUCGCUCCCCCUUUGUUUUCUGGCCUUUCACAAUACUCCUUUUAAUCGAAUUAUAAACCGAGAUGAUUGUAUUCUUUUCUGUCGAUGAGUAUUUUGUCCGCAUUGAACGAUGGUUCUUGUAAUUCUCUUUAUCUUUGGAAGCGUAACGUUACCGAACA